AUGUACGUGAGCUCGCUCUUGGAGAAGGAGCCCAGCAUGUACCCAGGACCUGCCAGGGCCAACAACACCCUGCCCGUGCAGAACUUCGUGUCUGCCCCAGCCUACUCCGACUACAUGGGAUACCACCCCGUGGCAGCCCUGGACAGCCACGGGCAGCCGGCGCCCGCCUGGGGCUCCCACUACGGCCCCCAGCGCGAGGACUGGAGCGCCUACGGCCCAGGCCCUUCCAGCGCCGCGCCUGCUGCCCACAUCAAUGGCUCGUCCCCUGGCCAGGGCUCCUACAGCUCUGCUGACUACAGCUCCCUGCACCCCGCUGCUGCUGCUGCGCCCUUACCUCCUGUAGAUACAAUUCAUGCCCAGCAAAUCUCUCCCAACAGCCAAAGGCACAGCUCUUAUGAGUGGAUGAGGAAAACCGUGCAAACCAACACUGCUGGUAAAACAAGAACAAAAGAAAAGUACCGGGUUGUUUACACAGAUCACCAGAGACUGGAACUAGAGAAGGAAUUUCACUGCAACAGAUACAUUACAAUCAGGAGGAAGUCAGAACUCGCAGCAAACCUGGGACUCUCCGAAAGACAGGUGAAAAUCUGGUUCCAGAAUCGCCGAGCAAAAGAGAGAAAAAUGAUCAAGAAGAAAAUCUCGCAGUUUGACGGCAGUGGGGGCUCAGCUCAGAGUGACUCUGGUUCACUCAGUCCAAAUGAACUGUCAAAUUCUCUGUUCCCACCACCACAUGGAAUAAAUGGAUUACAGCCUAAUGACAUUCAUCAAGUCAUAGUUUCAGAAUGA
Messenger RNA from Camarhynchus parvulus, 786 nucleotides. RefSeq names its product homeobox protein CDX-4-like. The coding region runs from base 1 to 786 and encodes 261 amino acids. Gene Ontology annotation, biological process: animal organ morphogenesis; embryo development; regulation of transcription by RNA polymerase II. Gene Ontology annotation, cellular component: nucleus. NCBI's taxonomy places the organism in Eukaryota, Metazoa, Chordata, Aves, Passeriformes, Thraupidae. The record is from RefSeq and is a predicted model, not a curated record. Gene Ontology annotation, molecular function: DNA-binding transcription factor activity, RNA polymerase II-specific; RNA polymerase II transcription regulatory region sequence-specific DNA binding. The transcript has 3 exons.